Molecule: messenger RNA, 1427 nt
Organism: Brachypodium distachyon (stiff brome)
Lineage: Eukaryota; Viridiplantae; Streptophyta; Magnoliopsida; Poales; Poaceae
Product: replication factor C subunit 5
Exons: 11
Coding region: 138-1202 (354 amino acids)
Biological process (GO): DNA repair; DNA-templated DNA replication
Cellular component (GO): DNA replication factor C complex; nucleus
Molecular function (GO): ATP hydrolysis activity; DNA binding; DNA clamp loader activity
Source: RefSeq, a predicted model, not a curated record
CUGGCGCGAGAACCCGCCCCCAACCCCCCCAUCCUCCCAAUUUCCCGCCACUCCCCUCCAUUCCCCUUCUCUCCGCCCCCAGUCCAAUCCCCAAUCCCCCGCCCCCCUUCUCGUCGGCGGCGAGGCGCAGGAGCAAGAUGCUGUGGGUGGACAAGCACCGGCCAAAAGCCCUAGACAAGGUCACCGUCCAUGAGCAAGUCGCGCAGAACCUCAAGAAGCUCGUUGCGGAGCAGGAUUGCCCGCACCUCCUCUUCUACGGGCCGCCGGGGUCCGGCAAGAAAACCCUAAUCAUGGCGCUCAUCAAGCAGAUGUUUGGCGCAGGUGCAGAGAAGGUGAAGAUGGAGAACAAGACGUGGAAGAUUGAUACUGGGACAAGGACAUUUGACCUAGAGUUGGUGAUGUUGUCAAGUUCCCACCAUGUCGAGAUGAACCCCAGCGAUGCAGGGUUUCAGGACAGGUAUGUUGUCCAGGAGGUCAUCAAAGAAAUGGCGAAGAGCAGGCCAAUUGAUGCGAAAGGCAAGAGAGCAUUUAAAGUGCUCAUCCUAAAUGAAGUUGACAAGCUCUCACGAGAAGCACAGCAUUCCCUCCGUAGGACAAUGGAGAAGUACAGUGCAUCAUGUAGGUUGAUAUUAUGCUGUAAUAGCUCCUCAAAGGUGACAGAAGCCGUAAGGUCCCGUUGCUUGAAUGUGCGAGUGAAUGCACCUACUGAAGAUCAGAUUGUACAAGUUCUGGAAUUCAUUGGGAAGAAAGAAAACUUGCAACUUCCAUUUGGAUUUGCUGCUCGGAUAGCAGCUCAGUCAAACCGCAACUUGAGGCGAGCAAUAUUAUUUUUCGAGACAUGCAAAGUCCAGCAAUAUCCGUUUACAUCGAAUCAAGUGCCGCCUCCUCUUGACUGGGAGAAGUAUGUGUCUGAAAUAGCAACUGAUAUCUUGAGCGAACAAAGUCCGAAAAGGCUCUAUUCUGUACGCCAGAAAUUCUACGAGUUACUUGUCAACUGUAUCCCACCUGAAAGCAUCUUGAAGAAGUUGUUGUCGGAGUUAAUGAAGAAAUUAGACUCUGAUUUGAAACAUGAAAUUUGUCACUGGGCUGCACACUAUGAACACAAGAUGCGUCUUGGGUCCAAGGCAAUUUUUCAUCUGGAAGCUUUUGUGGCCAAGUUCAUGAGCAUUUAUAAGGAGUUCCUGGUGGCCACAUUUGGUUAAGCAAACACGAAGCAUAUGGCUGUUUCCCGUGCCAACUUGCAACAGGAUGCUUACACUUCCCUAUCUCGGUCAUUGCAAUCGGCUUUAUCCAUCCGCGCAGAGUUUCCAUUUUGUAUGUACUUCGGCGUACUCUGUAACCAACUCGUGUGAGCCAAUCUGUUUUCUUUUGAAUCGUUGAAUAUUGAAACAAUGAGUCGUCCUUCUAUUGUUCCAUCUGUUUUGCCA